This is a messenger RNA of Chenopodium quinoa (quinoa), 1517 nucleotides long. RefSeq names its product alkane hydroxylase MAH1-like. The transcript has a single exon. Bases 65 to 1441 code for a protein of 458 amino acids. The record is from RefSeq and is a predicted model, not a curated record. Lineage: Eukaryota; Viridiplantae; Streptophyta; Magnoliopsida; Caryophyllales; Amaranthaceae. Gene Ontology annotation, molecular function: heme binding; oxidoreductase activity, acting on paired donors, with incorporation or reduction of molecular oxygen; iron ion binding.
UGUCUUCCUUUGCUACCUUUUUCGCAACAAAAAUGGCAUUCCUACUAAUUGGCCUAUAGUAGGGAUGUUGUUUGCACUACUUGUAAACCUUCAUCAAGUUCAUGUUUGGUUAACCGAAGUGUUAGAGAAAUCAGAUAUGAAUUUCCUCUUUAAAGGUCCUUGGUUAGCCAACAUGAAGAUGUUUAUCACACUUGAUCCUGCAAAUGUGCACCACAUUAUGAGCAAGAACUUUACAAAUUAUCCUAAGGGAACCAAGUUUAAUGAAAUGUUCGACGUUUUCGGGGAUGGCAUCGUCAAUGUAGACUCCGAUAUGUGGAUGUUCCAAAGGAAAAUGGCGCAUACUUUCAUUAGCCACCCUAAAUUUCAUCCGUUUUUGCAAGAUACGGUUUGGGAGAAGGUUGAGAAAGGUCUAAUCCCGGUCCUUGAUCAUGUGUCAAAACAAGGGUUAGUAAUUGAUUUGCAAGACUUGUUUAAUAGAUUUACGCUUGACACUAUUUGCACUCUAGUUACGGGGUGUGAUUUAGGAUCUUUAUCUAUUGAUUGGCCUCAUGUUCCAUUUUCGAACGCGUUAGAUGAUGCCAUGGAGGUAAUAUUGUAUCGACAUAUUGUUCCUAUGAGAGUAUGGAAGUUCUUUAGGUGGCUUGGGGUAGGAAGCGAAAACAAGUGCAAAAAAGCUUGGGAAAUACUAGAUGAGUUCGUCUAUAAAUGCAUUGCUAAAAAAAGAGAAGAGGAAAAACAAAAAUCCAUGAAGCCUCAAGUUGGUGUCGAUUUAUUGACACUAUACAUGGAUGAAAGCCAACCUAUAAACGUGACAAACGUUACAAGUGCAAGUGACAAGUUUUUAAGAGACACUAUACUAAGUUUCUUCCUAGCGGGACGAGACACAAUUACUACUGCUCUAUCAUGGUUCUUUUAUCUCCUCUCUAAGAACCCGCGAGUAGAGUCCAAGAUCCGAGAAGAAUUAAGCACAAUGGAGACGGUCCAUGAUUACCAAAAGUUAAUUUACGUUCAUGGUGCUUUAUGUGAGGCCUUAAGAUUGUAUCCUCCUGUGGCUUUUGAGCAAAAGGCCUCAAUUGAGUCAGAUAUACUUCCAAGUGGCCACCAAGUUGAUCCGAAUAUGCAAAUUAUAUUCAACAUGUACGCGAUGGGAAGGAUGAAGGCCAUAUGGGGAGAAGAUUGUUACGAGUUCAAGCCAGAGAGAUGGAUAUCUGAAGGAGGUAGCAUUCGACAUGAACCAUCUUACAAGUUCUUAGCCUUUAAUGCAGGGCCAAGAACUUGCCUUGGGAAAAACAUGGCUUUCUUCCAAAUGAAGGCCGUCGUUGCUACAAUAGUUAGAAACUACACGUUCCAAGCAGUUGAAGGACAUCAUGUUGUUCCCGAUGUUUCUUUGAUCCUUCGUAUGAAACAUGGAUUCAUGGUUAAGGUUUAUCGUUCUCCAUAAGGAUAACACCUUAUUAGGUGUAUGUAUGCUUUCUCUUACAUGCUGUAAUUUUAGUAGUAUGUUCAGGUCGUCACAU